Molecule: messenger RNA, 1756 nt
Organism: Glycine soja
Lineage: Eukaryota; Viridiplantae; Streptophyta; Magnoliopsida; Fabales; Fabaceae
Product: cytochrome P450 94C1-like
Exons: 1
Coding region: 13-1635 (540 amino acids)
Molecular function (GO): heme binding; iron ion binding; monooxygenase activity
Source: RefSeq, a predicted model, not a curated record
CAUAAUCCAUCAAUGGAGCUAGAGCUUGAAUCUUUUACACUGUGCACUCUGAUGCAGCUCUUCACCAACAUCCCCUUUGGCAGCACACUGUGUCUUUCACUGGCCAUUAUCAUCAUCACCCUCGUGAUCCUCACUACCUUUUCUUCAUCUCUCUUCCUUCGCUGGCCAAAAAUAAUCACUUUCUUCUGUAGCUGCGAAACAUGCCAGGCCUAUCUCACUUCAGGUUGGUCCAAAACCUUCGACAACCUUUGCGAUUGGUACGCUCACCUCCUCCGAAACUCGCCGACAAAAACCAUCCACAUCCACGUCCUCCGAAACACCAUCACCGCCAACCCCGACAACGUGGAAUACAUGCUCAAGACCAGGUUCCACAACUUCCCCAAGGGAAAAACGUUCUCCACCAUCCUCGGCGAUUUCCUCGGCCGAGGAAUCUUCAACGUCGACGGAGAAUCCUGGAGCUUCCAGAAGAAGAUGGCGAGUCUUGAACUCAGCAAGAACUCGAUAAGAUCCUUCGCCUUCGAGGUCGUCAAAUUCGAAAUCAAAGACCGACUCAUCCCUCUCCUUGUUCUGUCCAAACAAAAUGACUGUGUUUUGGAUUUACAAGACGUUUUCAAGAGAUUCUCGUUCGACAGCAUUUGUAGAUUCUCCUUCGGGUUGGACCCUAUGUGUCUGGAGCUGUCUCUGCCUAUAUCGGAGUUUGCUAUGUCCUUUGACUUGGCGUCGAAACUGUCCGCGGAGAGAGCCAUGUCGGUGUCCCCUCUAAUAUGGAAGAUCAAACGGUUCCUCAACGUGGGCUCCGAGAAGAAGCUGAGAAAAGCUAUUAAAAUGAUUGACAUCUUAGCCAGAGAAGUCAUAAGACAAAGAAGAAAAAUGGGGUUUUCAUCAAUUUCACCUCAUAAGGACGACUUGUUAUCACGGUUCAUGAGAACCAUCACUGAUGACACAUACUUAAAAGACAUUAUCGUAAGUUUCUUGCUAGCCGGUCGUGAUACCGUGGCUUCGGCUCUAACAAGCUUCUUUUGGCUCUUAGCAAAACACCCAGAAGUGGAAUCCCAAAUUCUUCUAGAAGCAGAGCAAGUAAUUGGAUCAGACUAUAACAAAGACCUUACAAGCUAUGAAGAGCUUCAACAACUGCACUAUUUACAAGCUGCGGCGAAUGAAAGCAUGAGACUUUAUCCUCCGAUUCAAUUCGAUUCCAAGUUUUGCUUAGAAGAUGAUGUGUUGCCUGAUGGGACUUUUGUGAAGAGAGGAACUAGGGUUACUUACCAUCCCUACGCGAUGGGGCGUUUGGAGGAGAUAUGGGGUUCGGAUUGCUUUGAGUUUAGGCCAGAGAGGUGGUUGAAGGAAGGACUUUUUUGCCCUCAGAAUCCGUUCAAGUAUCCGGUUUUUCAAGCGGGGAUAAGGGUGUGUUUGGGGAAAGAAAUGGCACUGUUGGAGCUCAAGAGUGUGGCGCUUUCGUUGCUUCGGAGGUUCCACAUCGAAUUGGCGGCACCACCACCGCAUCAUCAUCAUCACAGUACCCCACGUUUCUCGCCAGGCCUCACUGCAACUUUUAGUUGCGGUCUUCGCGUAAAGGUACGUGAACAAGGAACCCAACAACGACAACACACUACUCAACCUCUUCAUCAUUCAUAGUGAUUAUGAACGAAUAUUCAUAAUUAUCCCACCUGGCUGUUGACAAGGGAGAAAAUAAUAUAAAAGAAAUUAUGAAUCUUUGAGAAAAUUGGAUGAUAUACACUUCGGUUCUUAAUUAUUA